Ascochyta rabiei is the source of this 744-nucleotide messenger RNA. Its product is annotated as Glycosylphosphatidylinositol (GPI) anchor assembly protein. NCBI's taxonomy places the organism in Eukaryota, Fungi, Ascomycota, Dothideomycetes, Pleosporales, Didymellaceae. The record is from RefSeq and is a predicted model, not a curated record. Bases 1 to 744 code for a protein of 247 amino acids. The transcript has 3 exons. Gene Ontology annotation, cellular component: endoplasmic reticulum membrane. Gene Ontology annotation, biological process: GPI anchor biosynthetic process.
AUGGCCAGUGCAACCGGCAUCCCCGCUGCUCCCGCACCCACAGCACCCACAAUGCCUGUUGAGCCUCUCAACACCAACGCGGCGCGCGUCUAUACGCACAUUCACCCAAUUCUUGUACUCUCAAUCUACGCAUACAAGUUCAACGACUUGGUCGCCGACCCUGUCCCCGCACUCCUCAGCACGCUGCUGCCCCUCGCUGUCCUACAAAUAGCAUUUGUGGCAGUAUGCCUUCCGCCAACAAGCGGCACGAGCACGACACAGAUCAGGAAGCAGAAGCUGGGCGAUAAGAAAAAAGUUGCGCCUGGCAAGAUCGAGAAGGGCAUCAACGGGACGAUUGUUCCGGCUUUCCUCUCCCUCCUUCUCACAACGCUGGCGUCGACGCCGCUACUUACUGCAACCCUCGUUCUGUUCGGCGCCCCGGUGACCACGCAUCACACGCAUACACUCUUGGCUGGCGCACACAUCGCGGUACUGAGUACGCUGCCGUUGGUCUACGUGCAUGGUGUCAAUGGUGAGACCUGGAGGGAGGCUGUGGCGCUUCUACUGCCUAUUGAUGAGGUCUACGGGGGUAUGAUUGGGACUGUGUUGGGUGCUUGGCUGGGCGCUGUGCCCAUCCCGUUGGAUUGGGACCGCGAGUGGCAGAAGUGGCCCGUUACGAUUGUUACCGGUGCGUAUGUUGGAUACGCAGUUGGCAAGCUGCUGGGAGGUACGCUGCUCAGAGGCAAGAAGAUCAUGUUCGAGUAA